Adineta ricciae is the source of this 1164-nucleotide messenger RNA. The record is from the annotation of a GenBank genome assembly. NCBI's taxonomy places the organism in Eukaryota, Metazoa, Rotifera, Eurotatoria, Adinetida, Adinetidae.
AUGUCAAGCGAAUAUUGGAUCAUAUCUGUGCCAGGCAAGUCAUCAGCACGACAAAACUAUGAUGAAGUUUGCCGUGUAACUGGCCGCGAUCAGUUAUCACAGAAUUUUAUGUUCAACAUUCCUGAUUUAAAGGUUGGUACAUUGGAUUCACUUGUGGCACUUUCCGAUGAUCUGACUCGCAUUGACGGUUACAUCGAAGGAGUGACUAAGAAGUUAACCCAAUUCUUCUUUCAUGAUGUACUCGAAGAUGAUCGCAAUCGGCUUGCUGAAAAUCUUGUCGUGGGACAAAACGGUGUUAAUCCAAUACAUUAUGUCACUGAUUUUCAAUGGGACCAUGCGAAAUAUCCAAUCAAAUUACCAUUGAGAAGUCUUUCGGAAAUCAUCUCCAAAGCAGCGACACAUAUUGAAAGCGAACUGAAACUUCGUAGUCAAUCGUACAACAACGUCAAACAGACACUGGAUUCGUUGGAAAAGAAGCAAAGUGGAAGCUUAUUGACACGAAGUUUAAAUGAUGUUUUGAAGAAAGAACAUUUCAUCUUGGGCAGUGAAUACUUAAAAACUUUAUUAGUUUGCGUACCAAAGCCUUUAAUGAAUGAUUGGUAUGCAAAAUAUGAAUCCUUAUGUACAAUGAUUGUACCACGUACAACAGAAUUGAUAACACAAGAUCAAGAUUAUGCAUUAUUUUCUGUUACACUCUUCCAAAAAACUGAAGAUACCUUCCGACACAAAUGCCGAGAGAAUAAAUUUACCGUACGAGAUUUCACGUACGAUGAAAAAGCAGUGGCGAAUGAACGAGAAAAGAUUCACGAACUCGAAACUGAACGACAAAAACUCUAUGCAAACCUUGUUCGUUGGCUGAAGAUCAAUUUUGGAGAAAUUUUCUCUGCUUGGAUUCAUAUUAAAGCAUUACGAGUCUUCGUCGAAUCGGUCCUUCGAUAUGGUUUGCCAGUUAAUUUCACUGCCAUGGUUAUUCAUCCAUUGAAGAAAUCACCAAAACGCUUACGUGAUGAACUUGACAAACUUUUCGGCUACCUCGAUCAAUCAGGUCAAUCAAGGCAAGAUGAACAAAUUGACAUUCCCGGUGUAUUUUCUUCUCAACAAGAGUAUUAUCCAUACGUUUAUUUUAAACUCGAUCUUGAUUAUAUCGAAAUGAGCACAAAAUAG